UAGGUGGAGCAAAGCCAAUAACAACGUAAACAAAUAAUCCAAGCGACAGAAGGCUCCUAUAAUAACGCGUUUAUAAUGACGAAUUUAGUGGCGAUUUGAUCUAAAAUAUAUCGGGGGGGAGUGUUGUUUAAUCGACCUCUGGAGAAAAUAUUGACCUCAAAAUGAUUCAGCAAAUUCCCUGGAUUUACACCCCAGUCCGGACUGUUCUGGCAAUUUGGCACCAGUUGAUCAAAAAUGAAAUCCCAGAGUUAUCAAAAUGCUCAGUUCUCAUGAGGGAAAGGGGCAGAGUGGAGGAAACCAUUUACAACAUGCAGCGAGCUGGACCAGGCAGUCUUCAGGUGAUCUCAGACUUUGAUAUGACACUAACAAGAUUUGCCUACAAAGGACGGAGAGUUCCCACCACUCAUAACAUCCUGGACAACCGGUUAUUGAUCGACGAAGACUGCGAGAAGAAGAUAAAGAAACUAUUAAACACCUACUACCCAAUAGAGAUUGAUGCUAGACUUUCUACUGAAGAGAAACUACCUCUCAUGGUUGAAUGGUGGACUAAAGUUCAUGAGCUGCUGAUAGAACAGAAGAUCAGGAAAGAUAUGCUAGCACAGGUAGUGAGAGAGUCCCACUCCAUGCUCAGGGAUGGCUACAAAGUGUUUUUCGACCUUUUGUCUGAGUUCCAAGUUCCACUGUUAAUUUUCUCUGCGGGUAUCGGAGAUGUAUUGGAAGAAGUUAUUCGCCAAAGCCACGUUUUCCAUCCCAAUGUGCACAUUAUUUCCAACUACAUGGACUUUGACCGCACUGGGGUUCUUCAAGCCUUCAAAGGACAGCUGAUUCACACAUUUAAUAAAAGAGAGGGAGCUCUGUCUCAUGCAGCUCAUCUCACCGAGCUGAAGGGGCGCCCCAAUGUGCUGCUGCUCGGGGACUCUCUGGGGGAUCUGACCAUGGCCGAUGGAGUUACAAAUGCACAAAAUAUUCUGACUAUUGGCUUUCUCAAUGACCAGGUGGAAGAGCGGAAAGAGUCAUAUGUGAAGUCCUUUGAUAUUGUUUUAGUGAAAGAUGAAACUCUGGAAAUUCCAAAUGCUAUUCUCAAGAACAUCCUGAUGACACAAGUAAGAUGGUCAAAAAGGAUUUAGCAAAUUUCACAUCGCUGGUCACUCUAUUUAUUAAUGCUCAAUAAUGCACAACACAGUUACCUCAAACACAAGGGUUCAUUUAGCUGUUACUCAACACAGUCCUCAUGUCUGUUUCCAAGUAUUUUCAGUGUCAUGUCAAAAGCAGCCCCAUGUUCUUAUUUUUAAUCUUUCCUUUUAAUUUCUAUGCAUUUUUACAGCAUUUGACUUAAUUAUACUAUGUAUAAUUUUAAUAGUCACAAUUUGCCAAUUAAGUAAUAAUCACCUUAUUUCAAAACAUAUUUUAGGAUGAAUUUGAGUUAAUAUUUUAAAAGUAUUUAUUACUGGUGAAGCAGUGUUCAUAUGUGUACAUUGCUAUAAGUACACAAAAGCCAGUUUUGUUUAUGGGACUGCAUUGUGUUGCUCAGAGGUACAAUUUAGAUGUAAUUUAACUUAAUUCUUUGGUGAAAAUGUGGUUUUCAUUUCAAAUUUGAGAAUGUUAUAGAAAGGUUAGUAAUUUGAUGCUGUUUGUUUUUGAUCGAUACAAACAAAUGUUAUGGAUGAAAACAGCCUAAAAAUGUCUGUAUUUAGUGUAUGUUUGUUUUAUGAAAUUCCAGUUUCUGGAACUUCUUGUUGCAAAACAUGUUUACCGGUGAAAACCUUCAUCACAAAUCAGGGGAGCCAUUUUUACUUCACAAGGAAGUGAAACUUUUUUUUUUUUAAACAAAGAUUUUAAUCCAAGUGACUCUAUGACAAAAAAGUGCUUGAACAUUUCUAACAAACACAAACAAUCAUACAGCAAAAAACUACAGACAUAAAAAUCUUGUUGAUGUCUUUUUGAGACAAUAAUAAACCUUGAUCUCAAUGGAAA
Messenger RNA from Boleophthalmus pectinirostris (great blue-spotted mudskipper), 1974 nucleotides. Its product is annotated as 7-methylguanosine phosphate-specific 5'-nucleotidase-like. The record is from RefSeq and is a predicted model, not a curated record. Gene Ontology annotation, molecular function: magnesium ion binding; 5'-nucleotidase activity. Gene Ontology annotation, cellular component: cytoplasm. The coding region runs from base 162 to 1127 and encodes 321 amino acids. Lineage: Eukaryota; Metazoa; Chordata; Actinopteri; Gobiiformes; Gobiidae. The transcript is spliced from 10 exons.